GCAGUCAGUAGCACCUCUGUCCUUUAUGGUUUUUUUACGUUUUGUUAAAGCAGAGGGAAAGAAAAAUUCUCCUGAGCUGGGCGAAUGGUGUGCGUUAAUAUGGAUGGAAAGCUCGACGUCACGCUAGUACGAAGCGUCUUUAGAUUUUCACAUCAGCUAAGAGUGCAAGGGUCAAAAUUCACUGAGGACCUUAGUUCAUUCUUGUCUAAUUUGUCAAGUUUUAGCUCCGUUUGUCUUACCAGUACAUCCAAUAAUACGACGCGAGAUCCUGGUUAAUCGACGAAUCUGCGUGAUUGUUUUGGAUCAUUCCAGUGAAGCGAUGAUGGACGGGAAAGGAAAAGCAACAAGUGUAUCCCAAUAAGGCUACGUGUCAUUCAUCAAACGGACAGCCUGCAGACAAUCAGAAGAAGGAACAUGACAAGAAACAGGUCAUCUUCCAGCGGGCCUCCGGAACCAUACUGUCACAUGACACGAGAGGCCAGAGUUUUGCUAAACCCCCAGAAAGGACCGACAUAACUGAUGAAAGCCGUCCAGAAAAUGCAGAUAACGAACAACAACAAGAACGUGUCUCACAACGUCGCGGAUUUAUUUGUUACAAAGUCGUUAUGCAUUUGAACAUAAUGACAAAAUUUGUCCUCCCAAACAUAUUGGGUCAGCGACCGCAAAAGACCAACUUGUACAGUGAAAUGGAAUACUGAACGAGAAAAAAGGGGACGUUAAAACAAGGGGGAAAAUGUACACCAUCCUCAAUCAAGACUACCGGAGAUAACUGAAAGAAUCAAAAAGUUUACUGUUACUGUAGCCUAUUACCAACCCAUAUUUUCUUGGAUGACAGAAUUCAAGCAAACGCCACAAAGAGGAGCGCGGCUUCAUGCACAGGAGCGACAAGAAACCCCCGCUAGGAUUCAUUGCUUCAAAAAAAGCACGUACUGCUUGUGACCAGCUAGAGCCUGAGAAGUUGCACUUCAGCCCAUAUUUGUGCAGGCGGAGACCUGUGGAAAUGGCCAGUUUACUCAGACUUACUGAGAAGAAAAUAAAAAUCUGGUUUCAGAGCUGGAGGGUGAGGCAAAAAAGCUGAAAAGAAUGUCUCUCUUAGCUGGACCAUGUCUGAUCAACAACCCACCACCACCGUCUUGAGUGAAGCUUCAAGAGAUGUAUUUAUGCAUAGCAUCUACAGAGCCUCAGGUGAAACGUCCUUCCGCAAAUAUGACAAGAGAUGUAGGCUAUAUCUGGGUAUGGUUAUCCAGUAUGCAUUAAUGGCAUUCUCUGUCUCUUCUGGACAAUUUACAUAAAACUAUUCUCUCAUGUUCCCUAGAGCGUAGCCAAUAAUAAAGUCCCCCUUUAAAUGAUUAAAUGCCACUUUCAUGUAGGCUAAUAUUUCCAAAAAAUGGUAAAUAAGCAUUAUAAUAAUGCACUUGAUUGAUUUAAUAACGUUACUCUUAGUAAAUCAGUCAAAUUAUUGUGUGAAAAUGAAUAGUUCCACGAUUUUGACAUUUUGCGUGUUAUAGCGUACGCUAUUUAUUGCUUCUCGCGAUGUUAAUUUGAAAUGAGCUAAUCAGUCUAUCGCUUACAACUUACAACUCUUAUUAAUAAUUUUCUGCAUUCGAAUGGAGUAUGUUACCUGUAUUAAAAAUUAUGGUUUUAGGUUUAUCUAAAAAGUCGAACUAGCCUCGUAUAGGCCUAUUUUUAGGAAUCAAAAACACGUUUUCUAAACUCCUAUAGGAGCAAAAUAUUAUAGCGUCACACAAACUUAGCCUAUUUUAAUGGCAGAUUAUAUCUAAGCACUAUCUUAAAAAGCAGGGUGGCCCACUAUAUCUUGAGAGAGAGAGAGAGAUAGGCUAACACCAAUCUCAGUAGGCCAUUGAUGUAUAUGGGGGGUUCAUUCAUUCCAGUUAAAUUGGGAACUUAGAUUUGAAAAUAGCACAAGAAACUCUCUAGAAAAAAAACAAAAAAAAAAAACUUAAAGGCUGACCAGUCUAUUUUAAGUCAAUGGUGAAAGUUAUUGUGUAGCCUAUGACGAAUUUGUAGGGCCUGUUUAUUAAUAGCUUGCUACAACUCCAGUUGUCCUCGCCGUCACGAAUAGGCUACAAUAUAAAUUUGCGGUGCUCGCUUUAAUUCACAUUAGACCUACAUUGUGAGUUUAUCAGAUUGAUGGGUGGAUUCGAUUGAUGUGUUUGUCAUGUAAAUACGAAUCGUUUGAUGGACACCUGCAACGCCCAGAGUGCUACCGCAGGUCGCACACUAUUGGUGCAAAAUUUGUCACAUGAUCUGUCACUUAACUGAUAUGAGCUCGGAUAGAACUUUGUGGGAUUUGACAUACUGCUUAGAGGUUGUAGGGGCACUGGGACCACACAUCAGCCUAUAUUGACCCUGCUUAAUCAAUUUUGCUUGGUCAGUCAACAAUGAAUUCCUACUUAGAUUAUACGAUUUAUAACCGUGGUGCUAACACUUACAGUUCGAAGGUUGGGUGUUUUCCUAUGGAGCAGGAAUACUUGCCAAGUGCUUGUGCAAGUACAAAUAGUUACAUUCCCGAGGGACGGCCAGUCGGAGGGAACACUUUUACACCGGCAACGCACGAAACUCAUGGCACAACUUAUGCACAACUUCAUUCGCAGCAAUACCACAUGAAUAUGGACAUGGGGAAAACGGGACACACCAAUUUUUGCAAGCAAACCCGACCUCCACACUCGGACUAUGGACAUCAACAUGUUCUCACGCAAGCAGAUGACCACAUGCGUCUUCAGUCCCCUGCUUUUUCUGUCGUGAACAUAGGAGCUAACAUCGGAUCAUACAGCGAAUCUAGGCCUGGCUCGGUCUCUACAAGCCAUUAUCAGUCCUAUCCCUAUGGAGAACAUGACCCACACGGUUAUGGUUCGUUUAGCAAGUACCAGGUCUCCACUGACAGUGACAGCGACUCCAAGACGAACAUCAAACAAGCGCCAACGUUUGACUGGAUGAAAGUCAAGAGAAACCCCCCUAAAACAGUUAAAGUCGAUGAAUAUGGGAUCCACGGCCAGCAGAAUAUAAUACGCACCAAUUUCACCACCAAGCAGCUCACCGAACUUGAGAAGGAGUUCCACUUCAACAAGUACCUGACCAGAGCACGCAGAGUAGAAGUGGCCGCCACCCUCGAAUUGAACGAAACGCAGGUUAAAAUUUGGUUUCAGAAUCGCAGAAUGAAACAGAAGAAGCGCGAGAAGGAAGGAACAGUCCCGGUAAUUAAACGUGCGACUCUUUGCUCUUCUGGUCAAAACGCAGACAACUCAAACAGCUCAUCCCCGGGUGCUUCUCCUACCUCAGACUCUUCCACUGCUAUUUGAUGUUUACCUGCCUUUGUGGCCAAACGAACUCAUGUUUCAUCAUUGUGCUGUGAAAAACUAUUUAACUUAUUCUGCUGUCUUAGACAAAGCAUUAAAUAUGCGCUAGUGUGUGCAUGCGUGUUUUAUAUAUAUAUAUAACGCAAAAUAAUCAGUUUUGCUGCAUUAGAGCUACUGAAUUCAUGGUUCGAAAUGCAUUAACAGGGUAUAUGCUUAAUAGUCCAAAGCAAGAGGUUUAAAUGUUCUUUUUUUUCUGUCAUCAGGUUGAUAUCCUUUUUUGCACUACUGAUUCAUUCCUCUGUUGAAAGAGUAAAAAAAUGUAGUAAAGAUUGACAUGUUUAUGUAUUUAGAAAACAAUCUGGCCUGUGAUGUUCUGGUAAAUAAAUAAAUACAUUUUAUUUUUCUGAAACAUGUUUGUGAAUUUAAUCCGAUUUAAAUCAAUUUAUUGAUUUUCUUUUAAUUAAAAGGCUCUUCAUGAUGUUGGCAUGAUUGUGUCCUUUGUUGGAGGAUGUUGCAAUACAAUAGAGCUAAUUUAAAUCAGUGUUGCUCUAGUCUGUAUAGUUUGACAAGAGGAAUGUUGCAUUACACACCGGGUGGCUUCCUAUGACCUUUUCACCUUUUUGUGCCUACAGGCUCUCUAAACAUGUAAACACUUCUUGGUGCUCACUAUAACACUCACU
Messenger RNA from Onychostoma macrolepis, 3997 nucleotides. RefSeq names its product homeobox B1b (gene hoxb1b). The transcript is spliced from 5 exons. Gene Ontology annotation, biological process: regulation of transcription by RNA polymerase II. Lineage: Eukaryota; Metazoa; Chordata; Actinopteri; Cypriniformes; Cyprinidae. Gene Ontology annotation, molecular function: RNA polymerase II cis-regulatory region sequence-specific DNA binding; DNA-binding transcription factor activity, RNA polymerase II-specific. Bases 2403 to 3320 code for a protein of 305 amino acids. The record is from RefSeq and is a predicted model, not a curated record. Gene Ontology annotation, cellular component: nucleus.